CACAAUCUCUUCAACAAAACUUCACACGAUCAUACUAAAACUUGUUUCAUUACAACCACCAGUUUGUUCUCCUUUCACAAUGGCUAAAAGUGUUGCUCAAUCUGCUACCUUGGCCUCCCUUGACCAAAAGCUGGCAAUGGCCAAGCGCUGCUCUCACGAGGGCGUGGUUGCUGGAGCUAAGGCAGCCAUCGUUGCAACCAUUGCCACCGCAAUUCCAACUCUCGCUAGUGUAAGGAUGCUGCCAUGGGCAAGAGCCAAUCUCAAUCACACCGCACAAGCUCUCAUAAUCUCCACAGCGGCAGGAGCAGCUUAUUUUAUAGUUGCAGACAAGACUGUUCUGGCUACGGCACGGAAGAACUCCUUCAAGCAUGCACCUAACAUGGAGGCACGAAUUUGAGUUUGGUUUUAAAUCUAAAACUCAGCAUCUAAUGUAAGCCAUUACCAUUCAGUUGGCCAUUAACAUGGAGGGGGUGAUCAGUUGAAUUUGUA
Hibiscus syriacus is the source of this 489-nucleotide messenger RNA. RefSeq names its product early nodulin-93-like. The coding region runs from base 80 to 397 and encodes 105 amino acids. The record is from RefSeq and is a predicted model, not a curated record. Lineage: Eukaryota; Viridiplantae; Streptophyta; Magnoliopsida; Malvales; Malvaceae. The transcript is spliced from 4 exons.